Messenger RNA from Chenopodium quinoa (quinoa), 2834 nucleotides. Its product is annotated as putative late blight resistance protein homolog R1B-16. The coding region runs from base 769 to 2637 and encodes 622 amino acids. Gene Ontology annotation, biological process: defense response to other organism. Lineage: Eukaryota; Viridiplantae; Streptophyta; Magnoliopsida; Caryophyllales; Amaranthaceae. The record is from RefSeq and is a predicted model, not a curated record. The transcript has a single exon. Gene Ontology annotation, molecular function: ADP binding.
CAACCAUCUUUUGCCCCUUCAACCAGGCUGUCUUACUGUUCUCACCCCCAAGCCCCUCCUUGAUGUGCUCUGCGUUGAUUUUGACAGAAGCAGCAUCUUUCCCUUCCAUUGGAACACUUCGGUGAUCGGUAUCCACAAAUUUGCAGUAGCCUUAGCUUCUGUUUGGGAAAAUCAUAAAAAAUUCCUUGUGCCCUUUGAUUUUUCACCUAGUGCUUUAGCCAAUCAACAACCAACCACGGCUAGAGAUGGCCGAAAAAGUUACUUCUUUAGCCGUUAGAAAACGUUGUUGAACAGCUAGAGCAAGUACCAUCAAUAGUUAAAGAGACACAAAAAUUAAAAUCUCUCAGAAGUGUCAAAAUAAAGCUUAGUACUAUUAGCACUUCACUCGAAAAGAUUCAUAGCCAAGAGUAUGAACCAGAUGUAGCUUACGAGACACAGGAAGUGGUUGAUUUCAUUGUUGUGGAUAAUCAGAAGAGUAAGCUGGGAAGGUUGAUCUCAAGAGAAAAGGUAACCAAACAUCAAGUUGAUAAGAUAGAGAACAUAGAGAACAAGAUUGGCAGCAUCGAUUCCUUCAAGGAUGAUGCCGGAUCAAACAAGGAGUCUCAUCAUAGCCACCGUUCAAUCAGCUUCAAGAAAGAUGAGGUAGUAGGAUUCGGAGAUGCCCAGGAGACUUUGGUGAGAAAGCUUAUUGGUGAUGCCAAAACACAGCUUGAUGAGGUACUUUUGAUCCAUGGAAAGGCAGGCUCUGGCAAAACAACUUUGGCCAAGAUGAUCUGCAAUGAUGGUCGUAUCAAAGAACAUUUUGGCGACCCAAAGUGGAUGUCCUUUCCACAAGAACUCCCACUUGAAGAAUGGUUAUUUAGAAACUUGAAAUCCACCGGCUCAACAAGUAACCAAAUUGAUUGCCUUUCCAAGGAUGAGUUGAAGAACAGAUUUUGGGAAAGUUUAAAAGGCAAGAGGUACCUCGUAGUCAUUGACAGAGUUGAAAAUGAUGAUGAAUUGGAUGGGCUUAUGUCCUUAUUUCCAAACGAGUCAAAUGGCAGUCGAAUAUUGAUAACCAGUCGAGUGCCACAAGCAGAUUUAUAUGUACAGCAAAGAAUUUCAUUUUCAUAUGAAGUCAAACCACUAGAUGAAAACCAGAGCUGGCAGCUCUUAUCAAGGAAAGUACUUGAAGGGGAAACUCAUUCAGACCUAGAGGACCUCGGUAAAAAAUUGGCAGAGAAGUGUAAGGGUUCACCCCGGAAAAUUGUGGCCUUGGCAAGAAUCUUGAACGAUGCAGAAAAAACAGCAGAGAUGUGGUCAAAAAUUGAAGAAGGCUAUGCUGACAUUUCUAAUUAUUAUGAUCUCCUUAAAGAUUGCAAAGACCUAAAGUUAUUAUACUUUGGUCUUUUUCCGGAAGAUGUUAGUAUAUCUGCAAAGCAAAUGAACCAAAUGUGGAUGGAAGAAGGGCUACUGAAGAAAAAGGGCAGCAAAGAAGCAGAAGAAAUUGGAGAGGAAUACUUGAAGAAACUCAUUGACCAAUCCGUCAUCCAAAUAGACACAAGAAGGGCUGAUGAAAGUGUGAAAACAUUCCGUGCAUCCAGUCACAUCUCCCAUUUUUUAAUAACUGACGGUGCAGCUGCAGAGUUUUUCGAGGUUCACAUGAAUAACAAUCUCAAGCCUAAUACAGAUAUAAGAAGGAAGGUGAUUCAUAGUGAAUCAGUCACAGAUGUCCUGAAAACCUUUGGGAACUGCUCUGCUAAGUCUCUUCAUUGCUUUGGCAAGAAUAGUCAUGAUACCCCUAUCUGCUCAGAACGCUUUUGGGAAACUCUACUCAACAAUUUUCCCCAACUCAGGGUAUUAAAUUUGGGUUUUCUAGAGUUAAAUAAGGUGCCUAAAGAGCUAGGCAAACUGAAACAUUUAAGGUACUUAAGGUUGAGGGUUCCAAAUGCCAAACACCUGCCAUCUUUUAUUGUCAACCUUCAACAAUUGGAGACAUUAGACAUGAGAGAAUCUUGUUGUCCCAUUAAGUUACCACAUGGAAUAUGGAAGAUGCAGUUUCUCAGACAUCUUUACCUUGGGGCCUUUACUUAUCUACCAAAAACUAGUGGUAGUGCCCUUUCAAAUCUACAGACUAUCUCUGGUGUAUAUUCAGACAAGAAUCUGAAGUGGCUAAUGGUCAGGGCCAAGUUCCCUAAUGUUAGAAAAUUGAGAAUAUGCAGUUUCGACUCAGAUCUCACAUGUAAUUUUCUAAAUAGCCUUGACCAUUUAUACCAUCUUCAAUCUCUAAGGGUAGAAAAAAGCACAAAACUUCCACCAGACCAAAAUGCAUUCCCCUUGAGCCUUACCAAGCUAACCCUCUUGGAGACUAAACUACAGACAGAAUGUUUCAAGACACUAGAGAAACUACCUAAUCUAAGGAUCCUUAAAUUACUUGAAAACGCAAUUAUUGGAGAAGAAAUUGCGUGCAGUGAUGGAGGAUUCCUGCAGCUUGAAGUUUUGUACGUAGAAAAAGUGAUUGUGAAGAACUGGAGAAUGAGUAAGGAGGGGAUGCAAUGUCUUAAGUGUCUCUUCAUCAAAGAAUGCAAUGGUGAUAUUUUGGCCACAGAUCCAGCUAACCUGAAGGCAAAAUUAAUCAAGGAGAAUGGAACCGCAUGACAGGAAUUCGCAGAGGCUGCAACAAUUCUCAGGGAAGGAUGAAGUUCUGCACUCGUCUUCGACUAAUGGCCAAAAGAGCAAGGAAAAGUUUUACACAUCUGUGUGUUCAAAUGUAAUACUUAAUUAUUAAAAUUGUUAUGUAAACAGUCUGUACUAUUUGCGAAUGCUUAUCCAAAACGUUUUAUUGUUGCUUUCUA